Molecule: messenger RNA, 968 nt
Organism: Moneuplotes crassus
Lineage: Eukaryota; Ciliophora; Spirotrichea; Euplotida; Euplotidae
Source: the annotation of a GenBank genome assembly
UUUAUAGUAAAUCAGGCAAGAUGAAAAAUACUCAACCGAAGCUAAAUUGUAAUGAAGAGUCAAAAUCUGAAGUUUCUCAAAAUAGCAUACCUCACCAAAAUCUAAAGACAAUCCAGUUAAAGAAGAAGUUACCAGAUUCAGAGAUUGGAAUCAUAACACAGGCGCCCUCUCAACAAACUCAAGAGCCUGUUCAGAAGAUACAAGUGUCUGUUCAGCAGAUGCAAGCACCUGUUCAUCAGGUUCAAGUCCCUUCUCAACAAAUGAAGACUUCUGUGAGCCAAAGUAUGACUGGCAGACAAAUAUCAGGGUUGAAUCAGUUUUGAGUGCCACUGAAUGAUCAAACUCAAUCGCUCUGAAAUACAAGAUAUUCGAGGCAGUCAGCAUAUGAACAUCCAAUUUAUGAACAGAGCUAUACAGAAGUUCCAUCUUACACUAUUCCUCUAUCAUCUAUGGCCUAUAAUCAGUGGGCUCAGACUCAGGCUAAGUUACCUUCAGAUAUAGGAAUGAUUGAGGCAGAGAUUGCAGGAGAAACAGUCAAGAGCCACCCUAUGAUCAUUAACUACUUACAUAGAUUUAAGAAUUUCUUAAAUAAUACUCCUGAGGCAAAGUUCAAGCUGCUGAAUGAAAAAUUCUUUAGAAGAGUCCCUCGUGAUCAUGGAGUCUUUAAGACCAACAGAGGCAAAGACUUAAAAUGUCCAGUCUGUAUGAGGACCAUUAAUAACAAUGCUGAGCUUGAGAAGCACUUCAACACAAAGCACAAGGAUCUUGUCCAGCAAGGGAUUGAGUUCUCAAACGGAGAGUGGACAGCCAGCAACAAAGUUGCCAAUGUAGUUGCCAUGUUCUGUUUCACCCACUCUUCAGCAACUCCUCAUAUUGCCAAAGUGGUAAGAGACAAGAUCAAAGGAAAACAAUACUUCAUGAAUGAAAGCGAAGAGGAAGAAGAUGAAAGCCUCUUUGAUAAAGUGUAA